Molecule: messenger RNA, 1350 nt
Organism: Cyclocybe aegerita
Lineage: Eukaryota; Fungi; Basidiomycota; Agaricomycetes; Agaricales; Hemipholiotaceae
Source: the annotation of a GenBank genome assembly
AUGAACGAUAUUAUGAUCAUCCAUACAUCGUAUGGAAAAUCUGAAAUUGUUGUCGAUAUUCCUAGCAAUUCUGAAAUCGAGAAGGACCAGUCGGGAGUUUCGGUUCAAACUUAUCCAAAACUUGAAGCUGCAGCCUGCGAGGCCAGGGACCAGCAGCCAUUGUUCGUUGUUUUGGAAGUCGCCCGCCUAGACUUCAACGACCACCAAUUGCGCUACCCGUCUUUCACUCUGACCACGACUGAGAGCCUCAUCGAUACCUUCAACAUCGUAAAAAGUACCAAAAUACGACGCGCAAUGCUUGACUCAUCGCCCGUGGCACUUCCACCGACGCGCCGGCCGCUCAAACGAUCAGCAUCGACUGCUUCACUCCCAACACCCCCGCGAACGCAUCGCAAGUUUGCGCGCGGCCGGUCGAGGGGAUCGUGCGACAGCGAUAGCGACGAUCAUGCUGUACUCUCAAGCGAUGAAGAGGAGAUAGUUAGGCACAAGAAACGGAGGACGGGGAAGGAAGCAGAGGCAGACGAAGAAGCGUUCUGGCUCGGUGGAGCAUCGGAUUCCAAGACCUCUGAGACUGGCACGGCGAGCGACGCGAAGAAAGACGCGGCCUCGAGCUCCAAGUCGCAGGCUGCACCGUUGCUCUACCGACGCAGCCAGCCUCAGCAGAGCAAGGCGGAUGUGGCACCCGUUUCGCCUCCCCCGUCCCGCAGGAAGACCGCUGUCACGUCGUCCAAGCUCACGCUGGUGGCCCAGGACAGCUCUGCCACCGUUUCUCCUCCUAGCACCCCCAGGACGCGUUUGGCCGUCAAGCGCGCGUCUGCAGCUCUUCGGGACUCCCCGGACAACCCCUUCCUGGCCACCCCAGAGAAUCACGUCGAAGACAGCGCUACACCGAGUCCCAAUGCAAGCAGUGCCAAUCCUAGCCCACGUACACCGGUUUACGAGAAGCCCACCAUCACUUACGUUUUCCGUGGUGUUCGACGCGUCUACCAGAACCCGCUAUACAACCAUGCCAAAGACAGGCCCUAUUCCCCUCCGCCUGCAUCCAAAUUGCCUAUAGAUGACCCAGACUUCUCUCCUGCCAUGCAUUGCACCCCCAAGCUUCUCUUCCCAGAGGCACGUCACAAGAAGGGCAAAAAGGUUGCGCCGAAAGCUGCCCCCACCAAGAGCAGGAAGCGUUCACCCUCGCUGAGCGAGGACGACGGUGAUGCCGACGAAGCUGCGGCCAUUCGGCCCACGAAGCUCAACUUUGGCGAACCCUCCAAGACGAAGAGCAAGCAGGGCAGUGCUGAGACCAAUGUGCAGACCUUGGACCUGGAGUUCAAGACUGCUGGAGAACCGCUCUCAGGGUGA